Notolabrus celidotus (New Zealand spotty) is the source of this 2796-nucleotide messenger RNA. It is a transcript of the gene ikbip, whose product is annotated as IKBKB interacting protein. The record is from RefSeq and is a predicted model, not a curated record. Lineage: Eukaryota; Metazoa; Chordata; Actinopteri; Labriformes; Labridae. Bases 441 to 1676 code for a protein of 411 amino acids. The transcript is spliced from 3 exons.
GGCGUUUAGGAUGCUUCCAAUACUGUCGGAACUUUAAGUGUUUCAGACUGGAUUGGAAUUGUAAAAACACUAGAUUGACUAAAAGAUGCAAUUUCAUUUCAUUCAAAUCAGUAUGUGGCAUAAAGAGGACAAUGUGAACGGGAUGGUCGUGUUUUGAUCUUUUGAACAAGCGACUUAGUACGUAAUACUUGUUUUAACGAGUCAAAUACGAGCACUUGAACGCGACAUUUUUCCAAGGAACAGUUCAGCCUGAGGAUAGCGUUAAAAUACGAUUACUGACUAGUUUCUUAUAUUUCUGCUACGUCUAUGUCUUAAUUAUGAACUUAACUGUGAGAGAGAUAUUUUGUGUAACCCUACAACGUCUCGUAUAGAAGUUAGACUCUCUUUUUUUAACUGUAAGGCCUUUAAAUCACUGUAAAAGCUGCAAAGAGUGUGCUAAAAUGCCUACUGAAGUCAAGCAGAGGAAGAAGUCUCAGAAACAAAGUGAUGAAGUGACGGAAACAUCGGCUGUAAACGACAAAGAUGAAGAUAAACGAGCCAAGACAGAAGCUGUAAAGAGCUCAGCAGCACAUAAAACAUCCUCGUGUUUGGAUUUUAGGAGUAUAAUGUGCGUAUUGUCUCUAGCAUCGUGCGGGGCUUUGAGUUGGAUGAUGCUGCAGCAGAACGAGAGGUUCUCCCAAAUUGAAGAGAAGUACAAGCUCUUACAUGGAAAGACUUCAAGUCUGUUCGACAUGGAGGAAGAAGUGCUGAAAGUUUCCAAAAAGCUUGCCGCCUCUGAGGACGACCUACAGGAAGCGCUCUCCACAGCCUCUUUGGCGACACGAAUCCAGCAGGACAUCGCCACCCUCCACGCUGCUGUCAUGGCGAUGCAAGCUGACGAGAACUCCGCCUCCCAGAACCUGCAGACUGUCAACGCCCACUUCCUGAACGUGACAGAGACAUGGCAGGGGCGCCUGGCUGUGAUCACCUCCGACCUCACCACCCUCAAGGCCGAGUCGAGGGAAGCGCAUGCCGGCGCUACAGAUGGGGUGAACGAGGCUGAGCGGAGGGCCCGGUCACUGGCAGAGAGGUUACAGGAACUCGAGGACAGCACCAAGAGGAACGCUCGAGCAAUGGAGCGCGCAGAGGUGGACGACGCCAAGCGAGCACAGGAUCAGCUGGACUGGAACACCAAGCGGAUCCACAACCUGGAGGCGCAGAUCAGCAGCCUGAGUAAGAGUGAGGCGGAGCUCAGCGCUCUGCUGGAGGAGCACAUCCCCAAGGCGCAGCAGUGCGAGGAGCAUCUGCCGCAGGUAGAGGAGGCUGUGCGCUCCAUCCUGAGGCUGGGGGGCGAUCUGAGCGGGGCGGAGAAGCGUUUAGAGGAGGUGACGUUACAGGUGUUCGGGACUGAAGACAGCAUGUUAAAAGCUCUGACUGAAAUCCUGGAGAUCAGGCAGGAGCUGGACACGCUGCACGCUCAGAACAGCAUCCUCAAGAUGAAAAACGAGCUCUCCGUGGUUAAAGAGGCGGUCCGUGAACUCACCAUGGUGCUGAGGGACAAUAGGGUCGAAAGCCAGCAGGACACUCCAGAGGAAGAAGGGUGGAAAAAUGGUGAGGAGGAAGAGGAGGAGCCUUGGGAGGAGUGGGAAAACGAUGAUGGGACAACUCAGUCUCCUUCUGAUGACAUCACUGAAUGAUGUCAGUGUGUGGAGUCAACCAGGGAAAAGGAGUGUCUCUGAAUGUUGUGCCAAAGGCUAAUACAGUUCAGGUUGAAUGUUUUUCAAGAUGUGGACCUCAUUUUAAGUCAGAAACUGUGACUGUCAUUGGAUCAAGUAUUAACUCUGGUCAAGUCAGUUCUUAUUUAUGUAUAAAGCACAUUUAAAAACAACUCAGAUUAAACUCAGUAAAAGAUUAAAGCACCCUCAUACACAAUAAUCUACAAACAUCAAGUUAAAAUAACUUAAUCGUGCAAACAGCAUUGUGAAAAUCAUACAAAAAGAAUGAUCAUCCAAAAUUGUUGGACAAUAAAACAUCCAACGAUCAGCCGUAACAUCAUGACCACCUGCCUCAUAUUGUGUGGGCCCACCUCUCAUCACUUCAGGGCCUGAAGUAACAGCCAAGACUUGAAAUCCACUAGACCUCUGCAUCAUUGCGCCUUGGCUGCUCAUGAAAGGAUUGCAGGUUCACUUUUGACUGCUUCUUCAUAUAACACCCUCUGACAGGUUUCAUUAUAAUGACAUCAUCUCUAUUAUUCACUUCACUUAUCAGUGGUCAUAAUGUCACGGCUGAUUUGGGUAAAUAGUGAGACCAAAGCUGGGCUUAAAAUAGUAAUAUUUGUUAAAUGUGGAUUGACACGUUUAGGUUUCUUUGUGUAAAACAUGCACCAGUUACUGUGAAUCAAGUCACUUGCACUGAAACAGGUCUACAGUAAUAUGUGUGCCGGUCUUUAACUACAUGAAACUGAACAAAGGAACUAGUUGGCUGGUCAAUAUACAAACAAUUGACAAUCUUUUCAAAUGACAGAUACAUGUAAAGUUCCUCUACUUUUUUCAGUACUUUUGAAUAUAUUUUGAUCUCAGUCUGUCUUUAAAAAAAAAUGCAUUUCUAUGACGUCAUCGUGUGCUCAGGAAACAGGUGAAAGAAAAACCUGCAAGAGUUUAAGUCCAAAGAAUUGAAGGAUCAGUGUUUUCUUUAGUAUUUUGUAUAGUCUUACCUUUGUUGUAGUAAAUAGUAUUUUUUUAGCACUGUUACAUUUCACAUUUUCAAAAAAUGUCAUCUGUUUUAUCACGUAUUUAAUAAACAAAUUUUCCUAAAACA